CCAUAAGAGAAAAAGAAAAAAAAAAAUAUAUAUAUAUAUAUGAACUGAAGAAGAAACAAAUACUUACAGUAUCAUCAUCAAUGGCGGCAUCAAAGAGUUAUUUCGCAAGAGCAACGAACUACAGGUUCCUUUCAAGUGACCGUAACGUCGUUCCAGUAACAUCCGAUUUCGAGUUCGACGAAUCAGAGGUCUGGAACAACAACAACAACGCGCCUUCGGCGGCGCGUGCGUCGUCACCGUUGAGGAUUUCUAAAAAGCCGGCGCGUGAUCGGAGCGUUACAGCGGCGGCGGCGGCCUCGUUGCCGGUGAAUGUGCCGGAUUGGUCGAAGAUAUUGAAGGAUGAGUAUAGAGAGAAUAAGAGAAGAGAUGAUGAUGAUGAUUUUGAAGGAGGUGAUGACGUGGAUGAUAGGAUACCGCCACAUGAGUUUAUAGCGAGGCAAUUAGCGAGGACGAGAAUUGCAUCGUUUUCUGUGCAUGAAGGAAUUGGAAGGACUUUAAAAGGAAGAGAUCUGAGUAGAGUUAGAAAUGCUAUUUUUGAGAAAACUGGAUUUCAGGAUUGAUUGAUCUAACAGUGAGAAAUUAAUAUCUACUUUUUUUUUUUUUUUUUUUUUUUUACCUACCUAUUUUUGAGAUGGUGAAGCGGUAUGAGUUGGAAUUCUAACGUUUUUUUUCGAAAUUUUGAGAGGAAAUCAAUUCGAAAAAGACAAAUUUCACUUC
Messenger RNA from Lycium ferocissimum, 717 nucleotides. Its product is annotated as protein S40-4-like. The transcript has a single exon. The coding region runs from base 81 to 560 and encodes 159 amino acids. NCBI's taxonomy places the organism in Eukaryota, Viridiplantae, Streptophyta, Magnoliopsida, Solanales, Solanaceae. The record is from RefSeq and is a predicted model, not a curated record.